Sphenostylis stenocarpa is the source of this 1320-nucleotide messenger RNA. Lineage: Eukaryota; Viridiplantae; Streptophyta; Magnoliopsida; Fabales; Fabaceae. The record is from the annotation of a GenBank genome assembly.
AUGGAGGUUCAAACUCACUCACUCUCCUCCGACUUUCAGUUCCAUCUUCACUCCCAAUCCACCGACACCUACUUCCCUCCCAAUAAUGCUUCUCUCAACCAACCAUCUCUCCGACCCGCCACUGCCGCACUCAAGCUGCAAAAAGUCUACCGGAGUUACCGUACCCGCCGCAGGUUGGCCGACUCCGCCGUUGUCGCGGAAGAGCUAUGGUGGCAAGCCAUAGACUAUGUAAGGCUGAACCACAGCACCAUUUCGUUCUUUAAUUUGCCUGAAACUGCUGCGUCGCGCUGGAGCCGAGUUAAAUUGAACGCUGCCAAGGUGGGUAAAGGAUUGUCCAAGGACGCUAAAGCACAGAAGUUGGCUUUUCAGCAUUGGAUCGAAGCUAUUGAUCCACGACAUCGCUAUGGGCACAACUUGCAAUACUACUAUAAAGAAUGGUGUAAAACUGACGCUGGUCAGCCAUUUUUUUAUUGGUUGGAUUUAGGAAACGGGAAGAAUCUUGAUCUUGAACAAUGCUCCCGAUCAAAGCUUCAAAAGCAAUGCAUUAAGUAUCUGGGACCUCAAGAGAGAGAACAGUAUGAAUACAUUGUGCGUGAGGGUAAAAUUAUCAACAAGCAAUAUGGGGAUGUACUUCAUACAAAGGAAAACUUUGAUGAUGCAAAAUGGAUAUUUGUAAUGAGUACCUCCAAGAAACUUUAUGCUGGCAAGAAAAAGAAGGGAUUAUUUCACCAUUCUAGUUUUUUGGCUGGAGGAGCUACGUUAGCUGCUGGAAGACUUGUGGCCGAGCAUGGAAUUCUUAAGUCCAUCUCUGCUUAUAGUGGACACUACCGGCCAACAGAUGACACUCUCGACGGUUUCUUAUCAUAUCUCAAGGAAAAUGGCGUCAAGCUUGAUGAAGUUGAGUUGCGAAAGGCAAAUGAAGAUUCUGAUAUAUACGAGGACAGCAACAAUCUUAACGAAAGAGCCGCAACACCUGAAAGCAUUGGAAGACUGUAUGUGCCUGAAAUCUCUGAGGGAGCUACCAAUGCUCCAUCCUCAGUUAAGGAGGAUCCUCAACCUGAAUCUGUUACUUAUACAAGGACUUUAUCAUGUGGUCUUCAGAGUCCGAGAGCUGUGGUGCCUAAGACUGCAAUAUUGCAAAGAAUUAAUUCCAAGAAAUCUUCCAAGUCCUACCAAUUAGGAUACCAACUUUCGCUUAAGUGGUCAACAGGAGCUGGACCUAGAAUUGGGUGUGUUGCUGACUAUCCUGUAGAGCUUAGAACACAGGCCUUGGAGAUGCUUCACCUUUCUCCAAAGCUUCCCCCUACCCCUUCUUCAUAA